ACCAGCUGAUAUUUUCUUUCCUAAGGACCAGCUGUUCAGGAGCAACCCGGACGAGAGCCAGGCACAUUUGAGACUUGGAUCUAACUAAAGACCGCCACACAUUCCUGUGCAGCAAUGUCGGUGUUAGAAGAAACCCGGCCAUUUGCUCAACAGCUUUCCAAUGUCUACUUUACAAUACUUUCACUUUUCUGUUUUAAACUUUUUGUGAAAAUCAGCCUUGCCAUCCUUAGUCAUUUCUAUAUUGUCAAGGGCAACCGCAAAGAAGCAGCACGGAUAGCAGCUGAAUUUUAUGGAGUAACCCAAGGACAAGGUUCCUGGGCAGAUCGAUCACCACUUCAUGAAGCAGCAAGUCAAGGUCGCCUUCUUGCUCUGAGAACCCUAUUAUCACAGGGCUAUAAUGUAAAUGCAGUAACCAUAGACCAUAUCACCCCAUUGCAUGAAGCCUGCCUCGGAGAUCAUGUGGCAUGUGCCCGGACUCUUCUGGAAGCUGGAGCUAAUGUAAAUGCAAUCACAAUAGAUGGCGUGACUCCAUUAUUCAAUGCAUGCUCACAAGGCAGUUCAAGUUGUACAGAACUUCUUUUGGAAUAUGGUGCUAAAGCCCAGCUGGAGUCAUGCCUUCCUUCUCCUACACAUGAGGCUGCCAGUAAAGGUCACCAUGAGUGUCUAGAAAUACUGAUAUCCGGGGGCAUAGAUGUUGACCAAGACAUUCCUCAUUUGGGAACUCCUCUGUAUGUAGCAUGUAUGGCACAACAGUUCCAUUGCAUCCAGAAACUUCUUUAUGCAGGUGCUGAUGUACAGAAAGGCAAAUAUUGGGAUACCCCAUUGCAUGCUGCUGCUCAACAAUCCAAUGCAGAAAUUGUAAACUUACUGCUAGAAUUUGGAGCAGAUAUCAAUGCUAAAAAUACAGAGCUUCUGCGACCUAUAGACAUAGCUGCUUCUAGCAGUUUGGUGGAAAGAAUACUGCUUCAGUAUGAAGCUACUCCAAGCUCUCUUUGCCAACUUUGUCGACUCUGUAUCCGAAGCUGCAUAGGAAGACCAAGAUUGCACCUUAUCCCACAGCUACAGCUGCCAACGUUACUGCAGAAUUUCUUACAGUACCGAUAAAGCAUUACAAUAAUCCUAAAUACUUUGAAAAUUAAAAACGUCUUUCAUCUGCCUAGUGUAUAUUUCAUAUUACAGUUGAUAAAGAUAGGGUAGAACUGAGUAUGAGAACACCCAGGGAAGAAGUGGAAUAUCGAUUUCCAUUUAGAAUAUACUACUUAGUAUUCUUUUGCUAUGCAUUUUUACAGUCCUCGCAUGAUAGUAUAUUUAAAGCACCUAUAUAAUAUUAGCUAAUCAAGCAUAUCCUUUUGUU
Molecule: messenger RNA, 1354 nt
Organism: Orycteropus afer afer
Lineage: Eukaryota; Metazoa; Chordata; Mammalia; Tubulidentata; Orycteropodidae
Gene: ASB5
Product: ankyrin repeat and SOCS box containing 5
Biological process (GO): protein ubiquitination; intracellular signal transduction; positive regulation of protein catabolic process
Molecular function (GO): protein binding
Source: RefSeq, a predicted model, not a curated record